CGAGUGGAAGUUUCUUGGAAAGUAUCGCGAAGGUUCUCUGAGGGCUUGUUCUGCCGUAAGUCUUGCACAUUUUCUCCAUAUUUUCACCUGUUUCGCUGUGGUAUUUGGGGUGCACAAUGACAACGUAUACUGAAGAUUAUCUAAAGCAAAAACUUACUGAAAAAUUAGAAGCGAUUCACGUGGAAGUCGUGGACGAAUCUGACGGAUGUGGGGGAAAGUUCAGCGCGAUUGUAGUUUCUCCAUUGUUUGAAGGGAAAUCCCAUCUUCAAAGGCAUCGAUUGGUGAACAGCGCUCUGGCGGAGGAGCUCAAGACAAUUCAUGCUUUCUCCCAGAAGACUUACACGCCAGCACAGUGGACUGAAGCUAAGCAGUAGUGUGUGAAUAAAGGCCCAGCGGUUCCCAAA
This is a messenger RNA of Phlebotomus argentipes, 404 nucleotides long. RefSeq names its product bolA-like protein 2. Gene Ontology annotation, cellular component: cytosol; nucleus. The record is from RefSeq and is a predicted model, not a curated record. The transcript is spliced from 2 exons. The coding region runs from base 117 to 374 and encodes 85 amino acids. Lineage: Eukaryota; Metazoa; Arthropoda; Insecta; Diptera; Psychodidae. Gene Ontology annotation, molecular function: 2 iron, 2 sulfur cluster binding. Gene Ontology annotation, biological process: intracellular iron ion homeostasis.